UUGGAGCUAUUAUCGGCUGUCAACCAUGGCGGGCCAGCAGCCUCGUCAUCAACAUCAAGUUCUAUCGCCUUUCAUCGGACGAUUGAUUGAUCUCGUUGAAGCUAAGCUAUCGUUCAACUAGAAUACUAAAAAUUUACCAUUUUCUAUUUCCGCCUUUGAUUGCCACCGCCUUCGCCUUGCCAAACCCCAUGGUCUUUAUUAAAGCAACGGAGUUCGCUGUUUCAGUCACCAAAAAGUAAUAUUAACAACAGUCUAAUCUCAUCAAUAAUAAAUCGCGAAACCAAAGCAGAUUGUUUGUUUGAGUGAUUUCUUCCAGAAAGAAAAGGCCGGUCUUUUUUAUAUUUUUUCUGAAGAAAGAAGCACAUGCGGAUGUGGAAGUGGAUGUGGGUGUGGGGGUGGGUCUCAUUCCGUUUGUUGUCCUCUUCCUCUUCUUCUUGAAAUUUCCAGGAAACUGCUCACUCAGCCGUCUGGACAAAGAUUCUGUAUGUGGGUGGGUUUCAUCAUCCAAACGGCUGUUUCUUAAGCUCUAAAUCGGGGGGGAGAUUUGGCAACUUUCUCCACAAACUCUGACCUUUUAGGUAUUCGUGUUCUUCUCUCUAUCCGUCCCUCUCAUGUUUCUUUCCCACCAUGUCAUCGGCUAACUUUGGAGUGACCGUGAAUUCGUGCCUUGAUUUGUUGAUCAAGCAGAGGUACUGAUAACCGUUCAUUUCUGUUUUUCUUCUCAACCCAUAUGUGAGAACUGCCUAGGAUUUUGGUAGGCAGAACCCAAAUUUUUUGUCGUCUCCAAAUUAGGUGAUUUUUUAUUUGGGCGAGGACAGUUCCGUCAACUGUUUGCGAAUCGGGCUGGUUCUGCUGAGAUAAUCGCUGAAAUACGUGUAUCUAAUCACUGCUAAACAAAGCCCUUCUUCAACCUCGAAUUUUCCUUAUUCCGAAUCAAGGGAAGCUUGAUUUCUUUGGGAUCUCAUCUUUUGUGAGAAUGGAGAAGCAGCAAAGCUUCAGAGGGUCUAUGGAAAAACAGCAAAGUUUCAAAGGGUCGAUGGAAAAACAGCAAAGUUUCAAAGGGUCCAUGGAAAAACAGCAGAGUUUCCGGGGUGUAAUGGAGAAGCAGAAGAGCUUCCGGGGGAUACUGGAGAAGCCGAGGAGCUUCCGAAUAGCCAUGGAGAGGCAGCUUAGCUUUGGAGGGGAGAGGAGGAAGAUCAAGGACUCGCCGGGAAAACGGGGCGAUUCUCCCUUGCAUUUGGCUGCAAGACCUGGGAAUUUGAGUAAGGUGAGGGAUAUAAUUCAGAGAUUCGAUGCUAGUGGGGUAAAGGAAUUGCUAUCAAAGCAGAACCAGGAUGGAGAGACUGCUUUGUAUGUGGCUGCUGAGAAUGGACACGCUCAUGUAGUUGUCGAAAUCUUGAAACACUCGGACCUCCAAACUGCGUCCAUUCAGGCGAAGAAUGGCCUCGAGCCGCUUCAUAUUGCAGCUAAGAAUGGUCAUCUUGAGAUACUAAAGGAACUUUUGCAUUCUUUCCCUAACCUGGUCAUGACAACUGAUUCAACCAAUUCCACGGCCUUGCACACUGCUGCAGCUCAAGGACAUGUUGAUGUGGUCAAUCUGCUUCUGGAAACUGAUUCAAACCUUGCCAAGAUAGCUCGAAACAAUGGCAAGACUGUGCUCCAUACUGCAGCAAGGAUGGGUUACUUGGAAGUGGUUAAAUCUCUAGUAAGAACAGAUUCAAGCAUUGGCUUUAGAACUGACAAGAAACGCCAAACUGCAUUGCACAUGGCUGUGAAAGGGCAGAGUGUGGAGAUUGUGCUUGAACUAUGUAAAUCUGACCCCUCAAUUAUGAGCUUGGAAGAUUCCAAGGGAAAUACAGCGCUGCAUAUUGCAACAAGGAAGGGCAAAGCUGAGAUUGUUCGCUGCCUGCUAUCACUUGAGGGGGUUAACAUUAAUGCGAGAAACAAGGCUGGAGAGACCCCCCUUGACAUUGCAGAGUCAGAGGAGUUUGGAACUCCAGAGCUUGUUGCGAUUUUAAGAGAAUCUGGGGCUUCCAAUUCUAAAGAUCUUGGAAAACCCCCAAACCCGGCAAAGCAACUUAAGCAGACUGUGAGUGACAUAAAACAUGAUGUGCAGUCCCAACUCCAGCAGACCCGUCAAACAGGCUUCAAGGUCCAGAAGAUUGCAAAGAGGCUAAAGAAGCUCCACAUCAGCGGCCUCAACAAUGCCAUAAAUUCAGCUACUGUUGUUGCAGUCCUCAUUGCUACCGUUGCUUUUGCAGCCAUCUUUACCAUACCUGGCCAGUAUGUUGAGGAUGAAACAGAUGGGUCUUCACUGGGGCAAGCGAACAUAGCCAAAAAAGCAGCUUUUAUAAUAUUCUUUAUAUCUGACAGUGCAGCUCUAUUCAUCUCUCUUGCUGUUGUUCUAGUCCAGACAUCUGUGGUUGUGAUAGAACAGAAAGCAAAGAGACAACUGGUGUUUGUGAUUAACAAGCUCAUGUGGUUGGCUUGCCUCUCCAUUUCAAUUGCCUUUAUUUCUCUCAGCUAUGUGGUGGUGGGAUCAAAAGAACGGUGGCUAGCUGUGUCUACCACACUAAUUGGUGGCAUAAUCAUGCUCACUACAAUUGGCGCAAUGUGCUACUGUGUAAUUCGGCAGAGGAUGGACGAGAGGAACAUAAGGAGAACCGGAACUCUGUCCCGAUCAUUCUCCAUGUCUAUGGCAUCCGAGGCUGAGAUACUGAAUGAAAAGUACAAGAGAAUAAUGUAUGCUGUUUGAGAGCCAAUGACAUGUUGGAGUAGAUAAGGGCAAAGAAGAUUCAAUGGCCUUGCGUUGACAUAAACUAGUUGCUAUAUUCAGCUGCAUAUCAGAUGUGAGGAUAUUGGACGUUACCUGGGCGCUUUGAAAUCCCUUUUCACCAAGCUUGUGUGGAAAUGAGAUCAAGAUUCAGUCCAUACAGAUUGAACAGGAUGAGCAGAGAAGGAAGGGGGCGCCUGUGGUUGAUGAUUGAUGCUUCAAAGCUGCUUGUAAGUCUACAUAUAUAUAGCCAAUGACUUGGGCACAUAUUAUAAUGAUGGAUUAUGUUUCACCAUGUGGUUAACGAACACCUUCUAGCAUGAUACUACUUCUCUUUGUCCUC
Molecule: messenger RNA, 3116 nt
Organism: Diospyros lotus (date-plum)
Lineage: Eukaryota; Viridiplantae; Streptophyta; Magnoliopsida; Ericales; Ebenaceae
Product: ankyrin repeat-containing protein At5g02620
Exons: 3
Coding region: 977-2755 (592 amino acids)
Cellular component (GO): plasma membrane
Molecular function (GO): protein phosphatase 1 binding; protein phosphatase regulator activity
Source: RefSeq, a predicted model, not a curated record